Amphimedon queenslandica is the source of this 2452-nucleotide messenger RNA. Its product is annotated as serine/threonine-protein kinase TBK1-like. Gene Ontology annotation, molecular function: protein serine/threonine kinase activity; ATP binding. Gene Ontology annotation, cellular component: cytoplasm. The coding region runs from base 94 to 2370 and encodes 758 amino acids. The record is from RefSeq and is a predicted model, not a curated record. The transcript is spliced from 22 exons. NCBI's taxonomy places the organism in Eukaryota, Metazoa, Porifera, Demospongiae, Haplosclerida, Niphatidae. Gene Ontology annotation, biological process: peptidyl-serine phosphorylation.
CCUAUUUUAUAAUGAGAGGGUAUUUCCCCAAAACUUACCCCAUUUACUUCUCUUCAAUCUUCAUCCAUUUUCUGCAUCAAUUAACAACCAGCAAUGGCUUAUAAUUAUCAGCAAGUGAGGCCAGCCUUCAUCGGAGGAGGAGACGAGACUGAAUACUACUCUCUCAGUUACAUAUGGUCGUCAAAAGACAAGCUGGGCCAAGGAGCCACUGGACAAGUAUUCGCUGGCUACAGUAAAAGGUCUGGUGACAAGGUUGCCAUCAAGAUGUUCACAAGCCCAAGCGAGUACAAGGCGAUGCAAAGCGAAAUGCAAACAAUAAAGGCACUCAAGACUCACCCAAAUAUUGUUUCAUUCUUUGAACUGAAUGAAAUUGAGAAAAAGCAUCAAUAUCACAUUAUUGCAAUGGAACUUUGCAAUGGAGGGAGUCUGUAUGAAGUUAUCGAUUCUCCUCAAAAUGCAUACGGACUUGACGAAUAUCAAUUUAAGAGUGUCAUUUUUGACGUUGCUAGUGGUAUGAGACACUUGAGAGAUCAUGGGUUUGUUCAUCGAGACAUUAAACCAGGGAAUAUAAUGAGAUGCAUCAAUCCUGAUGGAAGUUUUGUAUUCAAAUUGGCUGAUUUUGGUACAGCAAGACAACUUGAUCCUAAUGAACAUUUCACCUCACUACACGGGACGGAGGAGUAUCUGUACCCAGCUAUGUACGAACGUGCUCUGAUUAACUAUCGCUCUAAAGAAGAAUUCUUGGACAAAGUGGACCUAUGGAGUUUGGGUGCCACUUUCUUUCACCUUGCCACCGGUCGCUUGCCUUUUCGCCCGUACAGGAAGAGGCAGGACAGAGGAACAAUGUUUAAGAUUAUAAAUGAGAAAAAGACUGGGAUUAUUCUUGGGUGGCAGCAAGAAUAUAAUGCACCUAUAUACUACAGUGAUAGACUCCCACCAGAUAUAGUCAUCUCCCAAGGUCUGAGGGAUAUCAUAACUCCUAUUCUUGCUGGAGUGUUGGACACUUUUGAUAGCAUGUGGGCUUUUGAUAGAUUUUUUAAAGCUAUCGAUGGAAUAAAGAAACAAAAUGUUGUUCAUAUUUUCUGCGUGAGUCGUUGUACGUGUCACAUGAUUUAUGUAGACGAUGCAGGAGAAGCUGACAUUAUUCCAAAGUUUAAGGAGUUGAUAGCAAGACAGACUUCCUUAGACCCGAAGCACAUGGAAAUGUAUCUGGAAAAUAUUUUAUUUGGAACGGAACCAGUCAGAGCAAGAGACCUUCCACUGACAACACCUGAUUCUCCAUUGACUGUGUUUGGCGGUCCUCCUCAAAAACCUGACAAACUAGCUACACCUGUUGUCACCCAACCUCCUAAUAUGCCACCUGAAACAACUAUGGUUGACGAUCUACGAUACGCCAAAGAUUGCACAAAGGCAAUAUGGGUAAUGUACAGAGCAGCAGAGACAAUGGACAGAUACUUUAGACUAAUGAACCAAGGGGCUUUGUGUCUGAGGGAAACUCUGGACAAGGACUAUCGUGCCUGGUGUAGGAAAUAUGAAGAAGUACAAGUUCGUUUUAACUCGCUAAUUGACAUCAGUAACUCUCAGAUAGUCGGUCUUCAGUCUGAUGUUGAAUUCCUUCAAGCUAUCAACCCACUUUGUAACAAUGCAUUUGAUCAUGAUAUUGCUGAUCUUCAAAGACAACUUGAAGACAAGAAUAAACAUCUUGUGGAUGUUAGAGAUCAAAGCUUUGCUCUUCAUGAACAGACAAAGGAUUUCCACUCAACAGUUAAUUCAAUAACCAGCUCAAGCAUUUGGGACACUAACUAUCUUGCCAAAGUUUUUAAUGAAAGUACCAAGACUAUGAUGUCAUAUGUUGAUAAAGUUGAAGAAAUUUUUAAUGCUUUUCAAGAACAGAAGAAGCAAAGAGGCGCUAUUCAUGGUGACUAUGAUAGAAGGUCACAUGAAUAUAACAAGAGAACCAUUAAGGAAAGGUUGGGAAUGGCUGACAAGAAAUUAUCAGAAAUGAUAGCAGGAAGAAAUCAUGUUUAUGGCAACUUAUAUCAUUUCCUAGAGAAAUGUACUCCUGUUCGUGAAGAUUUACGUAAUUUAAUGGCGUCCCUUGACCAUAGUGCUCAAUGCACCAAAGAGGAUACAAUAAGACUGCAGAAAUGGUUGCCUCAUCAUCAGCAAAGAAUGCAGAACUUGCUAGGGAAGUUACCUAACAGCUUGUCAGGAGGAGGAGGAGGAGGAGGAGGGAUGGGGACUUUACAGCUUAACAGUUUGCGCAGUUUGCUCCAAAGAGCUCGUGAAUCAACUGGGGACCUCCUUAAACUAGCUGACAAGCAAAAAACAUUGAUCCAUCCUCCUUCUGAUAAAAAAGAAAAAUCAUAAAACUUUUAUUAACAGUUAUUUUUUUGUCAAAAAAAAUAAUGAUAAUGAUUAUUUUACCCUUAUUGUGGGGUGUGGUUUUGUA